Molecule: messenger RNA, 2490 nt
Organism: Puma concolor (puma)
Lineage: Eukaryota; Metazoa; Chordata; Mammalia; Carnivora; Felidae
Source: RefSeq, a predicted model, not a curated record
AUGCAGCCUGUCCACGAAAAAGAAAACCUCACCGAGUUGAUCAUGACAGCAGCCAAUGAGGUGGCGCGGCCGGGCCGGCCGGGCCGCCAGUGCCAUAUAGUAUGCAGCAACCCGAGGAGUCACGUUGGGGGAACGGCAGAAAGCAGCUAUCCUUUUACACUACUUUGCUCUAGCAGCUAUCUUAAUGGUGACUGCGUGGCCGGGGGGAAACCUGAUCGGCCAGAUCCAGCCGAAACCGGGCGGGAGGGAUCAGACACCUGGAGUGUUUUGUGUAUUGUUGAGCGAACUAAGGAGAAGGUCGCCUGGAGAGAUGGUGUCUCCAAGCCACGCGGGCAUAAGACAGAAAGAACCCAAAGCAGCUCGAAGGUUCUGCCCAGGGAAGGAAUUUGGGAGCCGGGAAGCCCGCCCCGGCCGAGCGAAGGUGAUCACCCGCCGCGGCCCGCCCUUGCCGCUCCUGUCCCUGCACCCCCGCCGGGGCCCGACGGCUCUGGAGCCCAAGCAGGGAGGGAGGCGCUGUGUCCGAGCCGUGCCUCCCGACUGGCGGGGACACCCAGAGGAGGCACGUUGGUGACCCCGCGCCUGCUUGUGGCCGCGGAUCCCGUCGCUUGGAGCCCCGUCGGAAUCCUCGGGGCCAGAGGCAGGGGGUGGGGAGCGGGCGUGGCGCUCAGGCCAGCUGCCCUGCAGCCUGCGCUCCCCGGCUGGGCGCGUUCCUCUCCCCAGCCGCACUCUGCCGGCUGCGCGCCUCCCCCCCCCCCCAACCCCACACCCCCGCCCCCGGCCCAGUUGCCUGGUUUAGGCCCCUCUCCGGAUCUACCUCCCACCCGCACCCCUGGUGAGUCACCCUCGCAGACGGCGACGGCGGCUCAGCCUCAGCUCGUAAAUCAAAGCGCUUUCUGCGCUCCUGGCCCCGCAGCCCAAAGCCCGGAUCUCUGGACUUUCCCUGAAUUUAUUAUUGGUAAAAUGAUUGGGAUAGGAGAGUUUAUCUUCCCACGUUCUCUGUCUUUAUGUGAGUCAGAUGGCAAUCCCAGCACUGAAGAUGAAUCCAGCAAGGGCCAUGAGGACUUGUCUCCUCAUCCACUCUCCAGUUCAUCGGAUAGUGUCACCAACCUCAGCCUUUCCAGUCACAUGGAACCAGUGUAUAUGCAGCAAAUUGGAAAUGCUAAGAUAUCAUUAAGCUCUUCUGGAGUUUUGUUGAAUGGAAGCUUGGUACCAAGUACUUCACCUGUCUUUCUUAAUGGUAAUUCUUUCAUUCAGGGACCCAAUGGAGUUAUCCUUAAUGGAUUAAAUGUGGGAAAUACACAGACAGUGUCACUGAACCCACCAAAAAUUGCAUCAAACAUUGUGAGCAAUGGUAUAUCCAUGAGUGACAUACUGGGGUCUACCUCCCAGGAUGUGAAGGAAUUCAAAGUCCUCCAGAGUUCUUCAGCUAACUCCGCAGCCACCACUUCCUACAGCCCCAGUGCCCCUGUGUCAUUCCCAGGGCUGAUACCCAGCACUGAGGUAAAAAGAGAAGGCAUUCAAACAGUGGCUUCCCAAGAUGGAGGCUCUGUGGUGACUUUUACUACACCAGUGCAAAUUAACCAGUAUGGCAUUGUCCAGAUCCCCAAUUCCGGAGCAAACAGCCAGUUCCUUAAUGGGAGCAUUGGAUUCUCUCCACUGCAGCUGCCUUCUGUUUCAGUAGCAGCUUCUCAAGGCAACAUUUCAGUAAAUUCAAGCACUUCAGAUGGGAGCACAUUUACAAGUGAGUCCACCACAGUCCAGCAAGGAAAGGUUUUCUUGAGCUCUCUUGCUCCCAGUGCAGUGGUAUACACUGUCCCUAAUUCAGGCCAGACUAUAGGAUCUGUUAAACAGGAGGGCUUGGAGAGGAGCCUGGUAUUUUCUCAGUUGAUGCCUGUCAAUCAGAAUGCACAAAUAAAUGCAAACCUGUCUUCUGAAAAUAUCUCGGGGAGUGGCCUCCAUCCCCUGGCCUCCUCAUUAGUUAAUGUAUCCCCAACUCACAAUUUUUCCCUGACUCCCCCUACCUUGCUAAAUCCCACCGAGCUAAACCCUGACAUUGCUGAUAGCCAGCCAAUGUCUGCACCUGUGGCAAGCAAAUCUACUGUGACAUCUGUCAGCAACACUAACUAUGCAACUCUUCAGAACUGCUCCCUUAUUACUGGUCAAGAUCUAUUGUCAGUCCCUAUGACCCAGGGUGCCCUUGGGGAAAUUGUUCCUACAGCUGAGGACCAGGUGGGUCACCCCUCCCCAGCAGUACACCAGGAUUUCGUCAGAGAACAUCGUUUAGUUCUGCAAUCAGUAGCUAAUAUAAAAGAGAAUUUCUUAACAAAUUCUGAGGGCAAAGCCACAAGCAACUUAAUGAUGCUGGACUCAAAAUCCAAGUAUGUCCUAGAGGGCAUGGUUGAGACUGUCUGUGAAGACCUGGAAACAGACAAAAAAGAGCUUGCCAAGCUCCAAACCGUCCAAUUGGAUGAAGAUAUGCAAGACUUAUAA